AUGACGGAAGAAGCUGAACGAUUUGAUGAAACAGGGGGAUAUGGCCAUUCUUUACUUGAUAAUAAUCAAGUAUUCGAAAAACCGAUGGAAACCUAUGGCGGUAAUUAUGCUCGAGGUCAGCGGAAAUAUUCUACCGGUAUACAUCGCAUUCGUUUCCAACUUGAACCAGUCUCUUCUGAUCAGGAAGCCAAUCAAAUUCUGUUUGGCAUCAUUUCAUCGAGUAUAACUGCCAAGGAUCAAUAUUUUGAUCGCACACCUUCGACAUAUGCAUGGGGAACUUCAUCAUAUGAAUGGGAAAGCGAGAGUAGCAUUAUACAGAAUGGGAAUCAUCAUCGUGUUUCAAAGGACAAAUGGCCAGGUGCAAAGACUGGAGAUAUACUUGAGUUAACCAUCGAUUGUGAUCAACGAACGAUCAGUAUAGAAAACCAAACAGGACAGGGAAAAGAUUCAAUGAACAUUGACUUAGAAAACAGUCCCUUGCCCUGGAAGUUUAUUAUAAUUUUUUUUACGCGUCCUGAUCGUGUUCGCCUUUUGUGA
Molecule: messenger RNA, 537 nt
Organism: Rotaria sp. Silwood2
Lineage: Eukaryota; Metazoa; Rotifera; Eurotatoria; Philodinida; Philodinidae
Source: the annotation of a GenBank genome assembly